AUGGCAAGCAGCGUCGACAGGUGCCUUCAGCCCAACUUCCUAACUCUCCCAGGCUGCUCGACCCUUGCACCAACGUCCGCCUGGCAGAAACGUGGAAUGCAACAGUUGGGCCUUGAGAUGGACAUUCGAAAGUGGCUUGCUGAGACUCGGGAUCCAGUCUCGUCUCAGCAACCGGGACUCGAACGCUUCCUUCUGCCAAGACAGCCUGACGCUGUUCCCGAUGCGAGGCGAAGACGAAAGCGCGGCUCAUCGGACAGUUCAUUGCUCAAAGAUCCUUCCCCACAGCCUGGGUGCAAGGGCGUCUCAGCGAACAAGCGAGACCGCUACGGUGUCCCAAAUGUGGCCGACGAGGGCCACAAUGAUAGAUCUCACUCUGGUUCUAGUAUAUCCACAGCCAGUAGUGCUGUGAGCCAACGCUAUGCACGGAAACCUCGUCGCAAAGCCCGAGCAGAUAAAUACGCUACCGGUUCGAAAAGGGCUAACGAGCAGGAUGAGGGCCAGCGACCGGGUCGAAAGAGCGAGUCAAGGAAGUCGAAGCGCAAGAAGAACGAGAAGACCCAAAAUGGCAUCGGAAAGGAGUUGCAAGCUAGAAACGUCUCCAGUGAUCGGUCGACUCUCAAGCCAUCCGAGAAAAUUGGGCUCUUCAGCAAGGGUCGAACCUCUACCUCGGUCAAGGGUCGUGGUUUACCGGAUCUUGUCUUCUCUGAGAUGAAGUUCCUGCGAAACAAUCAUAGCGGGAACAACCAUACCAUGCAAGCCCCGGAGGCUAAGAAGAAGCGAAAGAAGGAUCACGCACGAGCCAAAGAAGAAGACAUCUCUGCAUUCUUCACGACUGUGCGACCAGUGCUGGCGAAUACAGAUGGGAACAUCCAGGCAAAGAGCGGGCGUCCACCAGAUGCCUCCGCUAGGGCAAAGGCAUAUCGCCCGAGACGAAUACGGGAUCCGUCGAAAGCACCAGAAACUGCCGUUCCACCAGUUGAGUCGGAGGCUAAAGCGUCUUAUUUGGGCUUCGGUAGCAAGGGGCCGCGGCACGAGAGUACAAGCCACUUCUCAUGGUCUGAAUCCAUCUGCGCUCCUAGUGUCACUCCAGGACAGCAUAGGGAUAUAUCGGCCGAUCACGAUAAACGAAUCGAUGCUUGGACUCGGGAGACUGAUCAGGUUUCUUAUGGCAGAGGUACUGUAGGUCAUCAGGGAGCGCCGUCUUCGGUCAUACGUGACCGCGUAACUGCUACUUCGAAUCGGUUUUGGGUGUCAUCUGUGGCUCCAACGCCAUCAGGGCUUUCGAGACCGCAGUCAUUGCCUCAACCCUCAUCUUCUCCUCGACAGCCGAAUCUCGCUGAUCGAGCCGUGGACCGUCACACAAAUGAUGACGUUACUUCGCCGCCUUCGAUGGACCCAGUGUUGCGACGCCGCGUCCACGCUGGUCAUCUGGAGGCCUCCAUGACUAAAGGUUCAGCCAAGAUGUCUUACGUUAGCGGAAUUAACGCAUCGAUGCAGAGACGAGCUUCUACCGACGUUGUAAGGGACCACACUGCCCAUGACCGUCCGCCGCAGCUGCUGGAAUUAGAUGGAACGUUACAACACUACACUGAAAUGUCCGAGGCAGAACCACGACAAGCGCCAACACGCAGAGGUCGGCCUGCUGAAGCUCAGGCUUCUGCCAGACCUCCCGACAGUUUUCGACAGAGUAGACACGACUUAUAUCGUAGGACCGCUGAAGUACCCACAGUGCGCUCCGCUGCCCCGGAUACCCAUUCUUCAAGACUUUUCAGCUUCUCUGGUCCCAGUAUCUAUGUGCAGCAAGAUCAACGGCAGCGCUGGCCCGUACAUCUUGGCCUCGAGGACAACGGCAGCUACCGCUAUCUAGAAGGUUAUGGCCAGGAACACAUGAGUGAGACCGGGGCAUUGGACCACGAGGGCUUCGGGGAGUUGUCAGACGUGCAAUUCUCGUACGGACUGAGGGAGGAUGUCGAUGAGGAUGUUGAAGGAUUGGAUUACGUAGCGGACGGUGUGGAACAAGUGCAAGAGCCUGAGCAUACGAGCGUUGUGACUUCUGGUUUCUGGCGGCCGAAUAGACUCUACUGA
Didymella exigua CBS 183.55 is the source of this 2085-nucleotide messenger RNA. RefSeq lists its product as uncharacterized. The coding region runs from base 1 to 2085 and encodes 694 amino acids. The transcript has 4 exons. The record is from RefSeq and is a predicted model, not a curated record. Lineage: Eukaryota; Fungi; Ascomycota; Dothideomycetes; Pleosporales; Didymellaceae.